Molecule: messenger RNA, 1640 nt
Organism: Radiomyces spectabilis
Lineage: Eukaryota; Fungi; Mucoromycota; Mucoromycetes; Mucorales; Radiomycetaceae
Product: kinase-like domain-containing protein
Exons: 4
Coding region: 103-1365 (420 amino acids)
Biological process (GO): phosphatidylethanolamine biosynthetic process; phosphatidylcholine biosynthetic process
Cellular component (GO): cytoplasm
Molecular function (GO): ethanolamine kinase activity; choline kinase activity
Source: RefSeq, a predicted model, not a curated record
CUUUUUUCCUGCUUUUUUCUCCCUUUUUUUUAUUUUUAUAAUCGUAUUAAAGGAAAAACAAAAAAAUUAAUACACUAUAAAAAAAUAAAAAAAAACUCCCCCAUGUCAGUGAAAACCGACUCCACCUCCACUCGACCCGGUCUUUCUUCGCUAGGCAAAUAUUCUUCCGCGACCAACAUGCAUAGUAACAGCAGCCCUGGACUGCUCACCCAUCACUUACAUUCGGGGAUGGUAAGCGCUGGGCCACCCGCCGAGCAACUUGAUGUGAACCGCAAUCCACUAGAUGCCUCAGAAUCUAACGUACCGUCAUGCUACACCGUGAUUGACCUCAAUGAUUUAAAAGGCGAUGAACUUCGACAGGCGGUUUUCCAAUUAAUUGAAACUUUGUUUCCCGGCAUGGCUUCUCCAGACCAAGGAACUAUCACGUUGGAACGCAUGUGUGGUGCCAUGACAAAUAGUUCUGUCUUUUUAGUCACCGUCAAUGAUAACCAACGAAUGUUAAUGCGUAUUUACGGGAACGGGUGUGAUCAGAUCAUCGACCGUAAUAAAGAGUUGCACUGGAUCUCACGCCUGUCACAGUUGGAUCUCGGUCCGCGACUGUUGGCAAUCUUUGGUAAUGGCCGCUUUGAAGAGUACCUUCCUUCCACUACUUUGUCCCGUACCGAUAUUCGGAAUCCUACCUUAUCACGCCAAGUCGCUUCCAGAUUGUGUCACUUACAUACAAUUGUCCAAGUCUAUCCUCCCUCUCCCGAAGAAGCUCAGCAACUGGAAGUGUGGAAAAAUGUCGACAAAUGGUACCGUCUCGUUCUCUCAUUGUUACCCGAACUGACCUCCAAAGAAGCUCAAGCCACCAAGCUUCAAGAAUUUGAUAUUGUACGACUGCGAAAGGAAAUUGAACUUUGCAAAAUUAUUUUAGGCCGUUUGCGAAGUCCUAUCGUAUUUGCACACAACGAUACCCAAUAUGGUAAUAUCUUGAAACUUGAAGGAUCGGGAGAUCUUGUGGUGAUUGAUUUUGAGUAUGCCGGUUACAAUGCUCGCGGUUAUGAUAUUGCCAAUCAUUUCUGUGAAUGGAUGUACGAUUACCAUUGCGAGAAGCCUGCUUUAUUGCAAUUGGAUCAGUUUCCGACCAUUGAUGAACAAUUAACGUUUUUAAAAGCGUACGUGGACGCCAAUGAAAAUGAUCACACCGAUAUGGAGGUGCUACACACCGAAGUGUCCAUGUGGGUUAUGGCCAGUCAUCUUUCAUGGGGAUUGUGGGGUUUGAUUCAAGCCUGCCACAGCGAUAUCGAAUUCGACUACUUUUUAUAUUCUAUGCAACGACUCGGUGCUUUCCGUAGUGAGCUCACUAAAUGGACCUCAGCUUAGAUUGUUUAAUGAACCUUUUUGCUUGCUUGCUUGUUUUUUUUUUCUCCUUUCUUGUUUACUCUUAUUGCUUUUUGUCCAUUUUCUUUUUCUUCUUCUUCUCUCGUUCCUCUAUAUUCCAUGGUUGAAUUAUUCUGUUCUCUUCCCCAAAGCCCAUUCAAUUUUUUUUCUAUCUGUUCCUUAUCACAACACACAUGCAAUCCCCCCAAAAAAAGGAAACAAAAAAAAAAGCGUCUCAUCAUAUUAAAAAACACACCCAUCCGGUUCUCACUCCAGCA